AUGCUGGUCUCUUCUCCUGGCGCUGUCGCCGCUCUCGUCGCUCUCUCCUCACUUGGAUCGGUCGCCGCCUCGACCCCUCACAACCGCCUCGAGAAGCGCUCCAUCCAUGCUCGCGCCGCCUCCUCGAGUCUCGCAGCGAAGGAGACCUUCGCCGGUCGCAAGAUGCGCUCGUCGGACAAUGCCGCGGGCGGUAUUAAGAUCCCUCUCUCGAGGAAGGAGACGAUCUCGACUCGCAAGUUGCGCAAGGACAACGGCGUCGUCGACCUCUCGAACCUCAUGAACGCCCUCACCUUCGCCAAGGACAAGUACACGUCGGGUUGCUCGCGCAUCUACCGCCAGACGGGCAAGAAGCUUCCUGGCUUUCAGCUGAAGGCCUACGAAGCGUGGGCCAAGAGCGCUCUUGCACCGCUCAACACGCUCCUCGGCAUCGACAAGCGCCAGCAGGACACCUUGACCAACUACCAAGACGGGUCUCUCUGGGGCGGACCCAUCGAGAUUGGCACGCCGCCGACGUCCUUCACGAUCGAUUUCGACACCGGCUCCGCCGACCUCUGGGUCCCAGGCCCGUCCGUCCAAGGAUACGACACCUUUGACCCAUCCAAGUCGUCGACGGCGACGCCAACGAACCAGACGCUUGUCAUCUCGUACGGCGACGGUUCGAACGUGAUCGGACCUGUCUACAAGGACACGGUCUCCGUAGCAGGACUCGCCGCGAAGGGCCAGGCGUUCAGCCCGGUGUCGGGCAUGGGCGCAAGCUUCCAGGGCACCCCAGUCGACGGCAUCAUGGGCAUGGCGUUCGAGUCGCUCUCCAACAUCGGCCAGAAGCCGUUCUUCCAGAACCUGUACGAGCAGGGCGGCGUCAAGCAGAACCUCUUCUCGUUCGCUCUCGGCGACGCGAACGACGGCGAGCUCUUCCUCGGCGGCGUCGACGACUCGAAGCACUCGGGACUCGUCGUCUACACCCCCGUCAUCCAGCCAGGCUACUGGAUGGUCCUCGGCACCGCCUACGCGAACAGCAUCCCGACCGCCCUCCUCAAAAACAUGAUCAUCGACACCGGCACGACUCUCAUCAUCGGCCCUCGUACCGACGUCGCCCACUUUUUCGAAAAGGUCCCGCAUGCCCGCCGCUUCAGGGAGGGUUACUACAUGUACCCCUGCUCUCAGUCGUGGACGGCAGACUUUGAGUUUGGCGGUGUCAAGUACUCCAUCCCGUCAGAGUACCUGAACCUCGGCCUCACUGCGGAAGGCAGUCGCUACUGCGUUGCUGCCAUCGUCGGACAGGACAUUGGUGUCGACGCCUGGAUCAUCGGUGACGUCUUCCUUCGCUCCGUUUACACCGUCUUCAACUUCGGCCUCAACUCCGUUGGCUUCGCCCCGCGCGCCUAA
Rhodotorula toruloides NP11 is the source of this 1386-nucleotide messenger RNA. Its product is annotated as aspartic-type endopeptidase. Gene Ontology annotation, biological process: proteolysis. Gene Ontology annotation, molecular function: aspartic-type endopeptidase activity. The record is from RefSeq and is a predicted model, not a curated record. Lineage: Eukaryota; Fungi; Basidiomycota; Microbotryomycetes; Sporidiobolales; Sporidiobolaceae. The transcript is spliced from 4 exons. Bases 1 to 1386 code for a protein of 461 amino acids.